This is a messenger RNA of Chaetomium fimeti, 2637 nucleotides long. RefSeq lists its product as uncharacterized. Lineage: Eukaryota; Fungi; Ascomycota; Sordariomycetes; Sordariales; Chaetomiaceae. The transcript is spliced from 2 exons. The record is from RefSeq and is a predicted model, not a curated record. Gene Ontology annotation, molecular function: zinc ion binding. The coding region runs from base 1 to 2637 and encodes 878 amino acids.
AUGGCGUCCGCUGCGCAAGCCGACCCCGACACGCCGAUCACUGUCAAGCUGAGCCUCGACGGUCAUCCCCGCCGGUUCAAGCUCGCACUUCGUGACGUCGGCAUAGAUGUGCUCGAGUCCAAGUUGCGAAAUGCACUGAAUCUGCCCGACGACACCGAGGCCGUCUUUGAGCGCUACUCCGACUCCGGCUCUGCUUACGUCGUGCUCGACCAGACCAACGUAGCCGUUUAUAAGCAGCUAUACCGCGCUGCCAAGGCUAAGCAUAAGCUCAAGCUCCGCGUCACAGUCAAACGGAACUUGCCUGAGGAGGAGCAGGGCCCCAAGCCGGCGUCGGUCGCCGACGAACCGGAGGAAGAGGAAAGCCACCCAAGCGCCGGAUCCACCGAUCCCGAAUGUGAGGCCAAGCAGCAGGCCAAGUCGGAUGCUCUCCGCGCUAUUGCCGCCAUCACCGACUUCAAAUUUGGCGACACCAAGCCUCUGGUGCCGGUAGUGUACGCGGACAUGAGCAGUUUCACCUCUGCGACAGCGCCGGCGCCUAAGGAGGACCCAUCACCGGUGCAGCCCGAUACCACCUCGCCCCCAACACCGCCCUGCAAUGUGGAAUGCCCGGCAAUCCAUACCAACUUCGCCGUGUGUUGCAACAGCUGCGACAAUACCAUUCCGGACGCUCACUACCAUUGCUCCACCUGCGACGACGGCGAUUUUGACCUCUGCCAGACUUGUGUCAACCAGGGUGUCACAUGCAAGGGAGCCAACCACUGGCUCAUCAAGCGCUUUGUCAAGAGCGGAGUCAUCAUCAACAGCACGACAGAACGCCUGGGUCCCAAGCCCAAGCCGAAGAAGACCCAGCCCAAGCCGGCCGCGGACCCGGUAUCAGUUGCGGAAAGGAUCAUCCCGGUUUUCAACGACAACGUGUACUCGAGCAUGCGCACCUGCAACUGCUGCGUGCAGGAGUUGCCCGAGGCCGAAUUCGCCCACUGCACAUCCUGUGAAGAUUUCGACCUCUGCCGGUCUUGCUUCGCCAAGAACCGCCACGGCCACCACCCCAAGCAUGCCUUCGUCCCGGCUGUCGAGGGCACCAGGUUCGACGACGAGGUCGCCCGCCGUCUCCCCGCUGGCCGUGGGCAACCCCACAACGCCAUUUGCGACGGCUGCGACAAGGGCGUCAAGGGCGUUCGCCACAAGUGCUUGGACUGCCCUGAUUGGGAUUACUGCUCCGAUUGCGUGGUAAACGCUAGCUUCAUCCACCCCGGCCAUCGUUUCGUUCCCGUCUACGACCCCCUCCAGUACGAUGGCGGUGUUCGCAUCCGUGCGAUGAACCGGCCCGUUCACGUCGGCAUCUGCUGCGAUGGCCCCUUGUGCUCCGACGCCCGCACCAACUCCACCUACAUUGUGGGCGACCGCUUCAAGUGUGCCGUCUGCGACGACACCGAUUUCUGCGCGUCGUGCGAGGCUAGCCCUGGCAACUCUCACAACCGCACCCACCCUCUCAUCAAGUUCAAGUCACCUGUGCGCCAUGUCAGCGUGACCACUACCGGUGAGAACCUGAACGGCCGACAGAUGCCGGUCAUGGGCGACCGCCCUAGGGCCCGUUCUCCCGCCGCAAGCACUUGGACCGUGCCUACGGGCUCGGCAUCUCCCCGCCUCCGAACCCUGCCCAUUCCCGCCGCCCCAACGUCCCUGCCGCCGGCGACCGAGAUGAAGAGGCCAUGCUCUCCCAAGCCGGAGCCGACCCCUUACGAACCGACCACCUUCGAUUCUCCACCACCAGUGGAGGCGAAGGAGAAGACUGAGGAAACCCCGGUCUCCCCCAAGGAUCUCGUGGCCACCUUCGUCCGGGAUACCGUCCAGGAUGGCACCAUUUUCGGCCUUGACCACGUCUUCGAGCAGACUUGGGUCCUUCGCAACAGCGGCAACGUUGCGUGGCCGGCCGGCUGCUCCGUCAAGUUUGUUGGCGGCGACUACAUGGGCCACCUCGACUCUAACCACCCUGCCGCCACCCGGGAUGUCGAGUUCUCGUGCGAAUCCACCAUCUGCUACGCCUCCAUCCAGCCCGGCGAGGAGUUCCCCUUCACCGUGCUCCUCAGAACCCCUUCGCGUGCCGGCAGGAUCGUGUCGAACUGGCGAUUGACCACUAAGGAGGGCGAUCGCUUUGGCCACCGUCUUUGGUGCGACGUCGUCGUUGAGAAGCCCAAGGUCCUUCUCCCGCAACCCAAGGUGCUUCCACCGCAGCCCGAGGUGUCGCAGCCUGAUGUGCUUCCACCGCAGCCCAAGAUGCUUUUGCCGCAACCCCAAACCCCUCAGUUUGUCAUCCGGAAGAAGCAACAGGACAACGAGGUUGUCGAGGCUGAGCCUAAGGUCGAGGCUGAGCCGGAGGUCAAGCCUGAGCCGGAGGUCGAGCUUGAGCACAGCCAGAUGAUUUUCCCCAAGCUGGAGAAGGAGUCGCCUGUUGCCAGCAUCCAUGGGGCGUCCAAGACCGAGUCGGUUUCUGCUCAGGACGAGUACGAGGACUGCGAGGACAGCGAGUGGGUCGAGGGCGGGUCUGAGGACGCUUUCCUCACUGACGAGGAGUACGACAUCCUUGACGCCUCGGACGAGGAGUUCGGCUUCGGCGGCAACCACUCCCUGAAGAAGUAA